Molecule: messenger RNA, 2598 nt
Organism: Exophiala xenobiotica
Lineage: Eukaryota; Fungi; Ascomycota; Eurotiomycetes; Chaetothyriales; Herpotrichiellaceae
Exons: 2
Coding region: 123-2453 (776 amino acids)
Molecular function (GO): zinc ion binding
Source: RefSeq, a predicted model, not a curated record
CGCUUCAAUUCGUUGUCGUACUCCAAGUCAGAUCAAUUAGCCUCCCACAAAUCCCAAACCUCAGUAGCUGGUGAUACCCAGCAACAACAGCUACCCCAUCCGUGGCGUCGGUCCUUGACAAGAUGGCCUCAGCAGCGUCCACUUCGAACAUUGAAGGAGCUGUGAGUCAACAUAUCGCGUCGCCACCAGGGCAGCCGCCACGUACUACUCUGAAUCAGAGUCGAAAAUCUUCUAGAGUAUGCCGAUUCUACAACACUCCUAGAGGUUGUCGUGCUGGGUCUCAAUGUCCAUACCGACAUGUUCAGCCGCAAGAUCAAACGCGGAAUGCCGUCAACUCUACAGAUACGGCGUCGUUGUCCGACAGUCAGACAUUGCCUGAGCGAACCAAAACAACCCUUUCGACGCCGGUACCAAAUCAGAAGCCGACAUCUCAACUCCGACAAACCAAUCCGCGGGAAUUUCAGGUCGGCCAGCUCAUAAAACGGUUUUCACCUACGCGCAUGGAGUUUGAGGAUUCUACUGUCCUAUCUCUUACGCUGCAGCCGUCCGACCCUGAUUUUCCGUUUGAGCUUGAGGGGCUCCAUUGUAACUUGACUAUUCCAGUUUCAUACCCUUCGAACGGCAGGCCUUCGAUUCGCGUUACCAAUGAGGACAUGCCACGAGGUUAUCAAAUCAACGUCGAGAGAGGCUUUGACAGCCUUCUUAAUCAGUCACCAGGGAAGACCUUGUUAGCCCUCAUGAAUGAUUUGGACAGAAAUUUGGAAACAUUCUUGACUUCGGAAAAGGCACAAACCAUAAAGAUCAUUGCCAAUGCUGGGCAGAAGGAGAAGGCUCCCGAGUCUGCUCAAGGACUGCCUCCUAAACCCCUGUCAAUAUCGGCUCCUUUAUCACUAGCUCCUCAAACUCCGUCAUGGACUCCGCAACAAAAGAGCGAUGCUCAAGCGAAAAGGCAAUCCGACAUUCGGCAAUUGGAGGCGCGCAUGGGACGUCUGCAACAUUUCUCCAAAAACGCUGAUGGUACUCUGUUCACCAUCCCCGUGCAGAUCGCAAAACCAGGCAGACUUUCAACUGGUCUGCAACAGCUGAAGGAGGUAGUAUUGGCUGUACCAAAGCUAUACAAUCUCGAGCCAUGCACUGUACAAUUGAAAGGUGUGAGCGGCACUGAAGUCGAGAACAUCCAGAUGGCCUUCGAGAAAUAUGCUCGAGCACACCGUACGACAACGCUUAUGGCGCAUGUCAACUAUCUGACCCAGAACAUUCACUCUAUGGCUUCCGAAGCAGCAGAGAAGACGCCGCCACCGCCCCUACCCCAAGCUCCUCCAGAGAACACGCAGUCUGACAGGGAAAAAGCCAUUCUUGCCUAUAGAGAUGCAGGCUCUGAAGGCGAAGGUAAAGUCAUCGAUCCUGACCGCCCUCAUCUAAAAACUAUCACAAGACCUCCAGAAUGGGACCAAGACACAGACUCUGAAGGUGGCUCCGACUCAUCUUAUGGAUCCGAUGAUUACACAGAAUCAGGCAGCGAAGAAGAAGAGGAUCAGACCAGCGAAGGAGGUGCCGCUCUGCCGGCCUCAUCAGCCCCUGCAGACAAAGGCAUUCAUCUGUCCUUUCCAGGCUUGGAGCUAUACAACGUUGAGCUCCUGACGCUUACCUCACUGUCCCUCUCGGUCAAAUGUCUCCGCUGCAAAACUCCACUUGACAUUCACAACGUCAAAGCAAGUAAUCCUGUUCAGUCGUCCACAGUGAGCACGAGAACCGAGUCCUGUUCGAAAUGCACAACCCCUUUCACGAUCUCAUUCAUCCCGAACCACUUGCACGCCAACACCAUCCGGGCUGGCACAAUUGACAUCACAGGCUGCACCAUCACCGACCUCCUUCCAAGCGUCUUCCAGCCGACGUGCUCUUCAUGUUCGAGCACUUCCCCGACACCCCCCGGCAUGGUAUCUGUUCGUGGCGACAAACCAAUCCAAGUCUGCCGCUCGUGCCACGCGAAGAUGAGCUUCACCAUUCCCGAGGUCAAAUUCCUGCGCGUUUCUCACCAUUCCGCGGCACUGCCUCUGCGCCGGCCGAAGAAGGAGAAUCUGGGUAUCUCUGCGGGGACGUCGCUACCCGACAAUGGAACAUGCCAGCACUACAGGCACAGCUAUCGCUGGUUCCGCUUCGGAUGCUGCGGGCGGGUGUAUCCGUGCGAUCGGUGCCAUGAUGCGGCCGAGUCUCAUGUCAAUGAGCAUGCUGACCGCAUGGUUUGUGGUUGGUGCAGCCGCGAGCAGCGGUUCAGGUCCGACGAUUGCGGUAUCUGUGGCAGGAGUGUCAUCCGACGGCGGAAAGCGGCUGGUGGGUUUUGGGAAGGUGGUCAAGGGACACGAGAGAAGAGAUUGAUGAGUAGGAAGGAGAAGAGGAAAUAUAAACGUCCACCGGGUUCGGUGCCGGGAAAGAAGUCGGGCGCUGGAAAGUGAGACUGGAUUGCUUGCUACAAUAUUACUGAGGUUGAUCUGAAAUAUUGGCGGUCAAGCCUGUUGGGCUUCAUGGGCCCAACGGGAGUAGCCUCUUUACCCUGUUCACUUCGAAUGGUAGUCGUUCAUGUGGACGAAUGAAUGCAGG